Molecule: messenger RNA, 3421 nt
Organism: Plectropomus leopardus (leopard coralgrouper)
Lineage: Eukaryota; Metazoa; Chordata; Actinopteri; Perciformes; Serranidae
Source: RefSeq, a predicted model, not a curated record
GGCAGGAGUGACUCAUGACAGUUCACUGUUUACUGUACCUGGCGUACACCAAAACAUACCGGGACGGGCGGAGUUAGCAACAAAACCGACGCUUCCCGUUUUUCUGUGUUUGGCGUACAUGAAAAAAGUGUUUAGAGACAGAGUUUAUUUGGCUGUAAAGUCGUAAAGUCGUGGGUCUGUCCCAGGCAUGAAGAGGAGAGCAGCCAUGGGUGCAACUCACAGCUCUGCUUCAGCCUCAAGCUCGUCUAAAGCUGCAAAACAGGAAUCAUCGAUUUCCCAGGAAAAUUUUUUCUCUGUUCCUCUGGAGAUCUUAGAGGAGAUCUUCCUGAAUCUUCCUCCCUAUCAGGUGGUGCGCGUUUGUCGGUCAGUGUGUCAUCAGUGGAAAGAAGUGGCUGACAGCGAGUCUCUGUGGAAAGAGAGAUGUAGAAGAGAAGGAUAUCGCCUCAGCAAUGCUUCCAAAAUACCCAAAGACUGGAGAUUGUUUUACUUCUUUUGCACAAAGAGAAGAAAUCUUCUCAAGAAUCCAAGAGGAGAACAUAAAAUGAAGAACUGGCAGAUUUUGGAGAAUGGUGGUGAUAAAUGGAAAGUAGAAGACCUGAUGGAGCCACACCCAAAUGUGACAGUGCAGAAGAACUUUGUGACUUCGUACUUCUUGUGCAGGAAGUCGCAGCUGAUUAACUUGGAGGAGGAAGGUUACAACCCAUCGUUUAUGGAUGACUUCCAGCCAGACAUCAAAAUAUCCGAUUGGUUCGCACCACGAUGGGAUUGUGGCAGCGAAUAUGAGAUCUGCGUAGAGUUGCUGAAUCAAAAAAAGAUGCCCGUCCAGAAGUUUGCCCCUGAGACUAUUUACUUUGAGCAGUGGAACGAUCAGAAAUGGAAUCAGAUAACCCACGUGUUCCAGAACUACGGACCAGGAGUGAGAUACAUCCGCUUUACCCACGGAGGUAAAGACACAAAGUUCUGGGCAGGAUGGUAUGGGAUUCGUGUUACCGACAGCAGUGUCGAGAUUUGUCCAGCGAUGGUAACAUAGCUCUGAGGGAUUCAUUUAAUACCUGCUGCCUGCCUGAGAUUGCAGAAUUGCACCUUCUUUUUUAAAAAAUUGCUCCAUGUCUUAUUUUCCUCCAUAUACGCUGGUCAUUUUACUUGAUAAAAGAAAGUUUCUUAAGGUAAAAAUCUAUGAAUAGUGUAUGUUUACAUUAUGAAACGGUAUAUUCGAAAUGCUGCAAAUGAACUCCCAAAUGUUCACCGUGAGAAGACAAACUGUCCAAGGGUCACGAGAUGUAAAGCACAGCAGAACUGAAAAGUAUAAUAUUUUUCUUAACAUGAGUGAAACUGAAAUGCUAUUCUAAAUAAUGAAAGUUUAGUUUAAAUUAAAAGCACCCCGAAAGACCAUAUGAACUAAUCAACAAAAAUAUAGUGUGUGGAGGAGUUCAGGGUAUUUAUUGCCCAGAACAGACGAAUCAGUUUUUGGCUCUAGAUAAGGCCAUUUGCAUUUUUGCGUUGAUUCCGUAGUUCCCCGACACACAUGGUACAAGGGAUGAGUUUCAGUUCAGCAACACAUCAAUAGAUGCCACUUAAUCCUACACACUAAGCUUUUAAAUAUAAUUAUUAUUACAACCCAUCAUUGGAUGGGUAGAGAGUAGAGAGAGUAAAAACACUGAAGUACCCCAUUGUGCGGAUAUUUAUUCUUUGUUAUGUUUAUAUGUAGGUUAAUUCAGCAACUGGCCCCAAAACGGGUUGGAUGUACUCACAGCUACUCUGCUGGGUUAUUUAUCCACUAUUCUCACUGAGCCUCAUGUCUUUGCAGUGAGGUGAAUUGUUUUUAGUACCAAAUAGUCAAUAUGGUCAGGAACGCAGUUCAGCAUUGAGUUUUUUCCAGUGGCUACUCACAGUACUGCAGUGAAAAAUCCCCCCCCCCCAUGUCCCAAAAAGCAUCCCCCAAAUAGACCACAAAUGUAAAGGAGGGCAUCUGUAAAACUGUUAAUAGAAUACCUUGAACUGCAAAGUGAACUAUGACACUUUUUUUGAAAUUAUGAUCCAUCUAGAUAUUAUAGAUAUAUUUCCUUGAGCUGAGAAAAGCUACUUAAAAAUCUUCAUCACAAUGUGAAGUUUAUAAGCCAAGUGGGAGAAGCUAAAAUAUUUAUUAAUAUAUGUGCCCAGUGAGCAGUUCCAUUGGAUUGAAAAGGAGCCAUCUUUGGAUCUGGUGUUUUAUUAUAUAUCCAUGAGUUUGGUCCCCAAGAACACAGUACAGUUUUUCACAUUUAAAAGCUAUAUAUCACAAUCAGUUUCAGAAAACAGUAGAUUUACAACAUUCCAAAUUUUAUUGAAAAUGUGCACUAAACUGUGAUUGCAGUUGUUUUUUUGUGUGUUUUUGUAUACAAACUGCUCAUGGAUAUUUUUUGUUAGGACAAGAUGCCAUAUACAGUAUCAGGGCAACUCUGCAGAACAGAAUGAAGUAUCCAGCUCUGAUAUAAGUUUGCGUCUCAGUAGGGCCGGGUAUCUGUAGCUGAUACCUAUGCAUUGCAUUGAUUUAAUUGUGGCGACCCACCACGAUUAAAACAUCUGCCACCCCAAAUAGAUUUUCUAUUUUUGGAGCUGGAUCGUUCAUUAAGGGCGCAGGUACAAAGUAGAUUUAUUGGUCUUUUUUUUUUUAAACAGUUUAAAGAAAAUAUAAUUAAAAUUUGUCCCAACUCUGAGCACGGACGGAUCAGAACAAAAUCACGCAGUGAAAGUGACACUUUUUAUUGUGGUGGGUCUAAAAGUUUUCUCAUGGAGAGCUCUGCCUGCGCUGCAUUGACAGACCGGUAAAAAAAACUAAAUUUAGAGAGGGGACUAAAACAUUUAAAAGAAAAAAAAUGGUUUUGCUUACACUCAGUUAUGACAGGUGUUUUCAAUUUAAUGCAGCAGCUAAAAACCAUACAGUCAGCAGUUCGGUGAAGUCCAGUGCAGUGAAUUUGACGCAGUUGGCAGAUUUGUUUGCUAAGAUGCCACCAAAACAUUCAAAAGGUAUGGCUACACUGCAUCCUGUGGCAGCUGGUGGCAUUUUACACAACUGAAUGCUUUCAUUCACCUGAUAGAUGUCAAAUGGAGAAAACAAAGCUAUCAAAUGAAGUACUCAAUUGUUAUCAGUAUCACUCUAAGGGAACUGGUAUCAUAAUUCUUUCAAUGAUAUCCAGCCCUAUUUCUCAGAUUAAAUCAUUGCAAGGUGGAGUGAUAACACAAAGCUAUAUGAAGGCAUCAGUGAGUGCAGAAUGAUGGCCACAUGGCAAGAGAAGUUUUUCAAAAGUUGAUCCCUCAGAUUACAAGGGAUUGUGUUCAUAUGUGCCGUUUUCACACUGCAGCACUAUUAUCUGACAAACCAGCCUUAAUGUUAACUAUUCUUUGCACUACUCUUUUAAUGUGUACGUUGUGAUACUGACAG